Ictalurus punctatus (channel catfish) is the source of this 1403-nucleotide messenger RNA. RefSeq lists its product as uncharacterized. NCBI's taxonomy places the organism in Eukaryota, Metazoa, Chordata, Actinopteri, Siluriformes, Ictaluridae. The transcript has 5 exons. Bases 336 to 1403 code for a protein of 355 amino acids. The record is from RefSeq and is a predicted model, not a curated record.
AAGAAUCCCCAUAUCGUCUUCGUCCACUCUCCAACCUUCGACAGCAUUAUUAAAGACUCGGCUUUUCCACGAGUGUCUUUAAUGGUGUGGUUUUCUUGGAGCUAAACUUGUCAUCCUCGCAGUUACUCAUUUCUAAUCCAUUAUUAUUACAUGUAUCUAUGAUCUCUUUACUUAGUAUUCACCUGAAUACCUAGCACCUCUACAUCCUGUUUAUGCACAUGUUAUAACUUCUAGCGUCAUUCCCGUUGAUUGAAGAUCGAAGUGCAAAAUGAUUUCAUGUAAGUUCAAGUUCACUUUAGUCAUUGUGAAACAAGUCAUGAUAAUUAUUCAAAUAAAUGAGGAAGGAAACUAGCGAGUGUGCUCCAAGUUUCCAUUUCAGUGCGGACAACAAAACAGACAAGAGCUCGCUGGAACAAAGGGGUGAUGCAGCCAUGCUGAAUAGAACAAGACUGUUUUCAACAGCAGCAGUUCUCAUGUUGCUGGCAGGAGUUCAGGCUCAGUACAGUGUAACUCUCUCCUCUCAGAGUCUCUGUGCUGUUACUAGAUCUACAGUAAAAAUCCCCUGUACAUAUUCAAGCUCUUAUUAUCGCAGACCGAAGGAGUGGUAUCGAGUCCAGAGCUCUGAAGGAGAACCACAAGACCUGAGCAAAGAUCCACAAUACUCAGGACGAGUGUCUGUAAGCACAGUGACGUCUGACUGUGAGCUGACAGUGAGGAAUGUGAGAGCGAGUGACUCUGGAGUUUAUAACUUCAGAUUUAAACCAUACGGCAGUGGCUGGAUAUCAGCUCCAUCUGGAGUUCAUCUGACUGUUACAGACUUGCAGGUGAAGGUGGAUCCUAACACUGUAGGACAGAGAGAACUGAAACUGACCUGUAGCGCCACCUGCAGCUUCAGCACGUACCGUUUCUACUGGUACAGGAAUGGCCAAUACGAGCAAUACAUAACUAAGGCAUCGAUUGUGAUCGACUCCACCCAUCUAUCUAACGUGGGCAGCUACUCCUGUCAAGUGUACGAGAGUCAACACCGUUCUCCUCCAGUGUGUGUACUGGGAAAAGAGUGUUGGGGUGUGACUUACACUCCUGAACGUGUGUGUGCUCUGAAAGACACGUCGAUUGAUCUCUCCUGCUCUUAUAAACACCCUGCAGGACACACAGUGAUAAAAUCAGUCUGGUUCAUUAAAGAUCAGGCUGGAGUUGAACCUGUGGAUGUGAGAGAGGAUGAGGAGUAUCAGGGCCGAGUGCAGUACACACAGAUCUCCCAGAAUAACUGUAGUCUGAGAAUCACUAACCUGAGAGAGAUAGACGCUCAAACAUACAGAUUCAGAUUCUACACUGAUGAUCCUACAGGCAAAUACACCGGUGAUCGUGGAGUCUCUCUGUCUGUCACAGGUAAAGCUGUAUGA